UUAAGAUAUGGCAAGCCCAAGGCCAUGUGAUGUGCCGGGCAUGCAGGUGCCCAUCCUUCUGCCAGGAGACUGCAUCCACUAUGAUUGCUUCCCUCCAUGGGUGCUUUGUUUCCCUUGACAAUCAGGGUACAGACAUUGGCUUGGAGUAGGCAAGAACAAAGCAGAGAGUGUCUGUUCAAGGCCAUGUGCGGAAUGUCCUGGCUCAGGGGACCCGAGAACAGGCAUGAGAUCAGCUUGUUCCCAGAGCUCUGUGUGUCUAAUGAGGAAAGCCCUUUUUGUGAGCCCACGUGAGCCAUGGCACUUCCCCCAUCCCUUCUACAUGCUGCUCCCUCCGUCACCCACAACAUCCUCUCGUAUCUUAUGGCAGCACGUUUCCCAGGGACAGCGGAAUUUGCCAUAGAGCACCAACCGGUUUUUGCCUUUUGGAAACAAGGACAGGCUCCCAGCCAGGGGCUGAGUCGUGGAAUUUGAAGGGCUGGAGCAGUUGCUCUUCCUGCAGCCAAGGGUUGGCGUAAACACUGAGUGGGUGUGGUGUGCAUGGGACACGCUAUAAAAAAACUUUAGAGAGCUGAGUAAACAGAAGGAGCAGAGGAGGGCUGGCAGCAUGGGAGAGCUGCGUGCCCGCUCCGUUCUGGUGACUGGGGCCAACCGGGGCAUCGGCCUGGGAUUUGUCCAGCAUUUUCUGAAGAUGCCAAAUCCACCCCAGUGGAUCUUUGCGACCUGUCGGGACCCCAAGGGACAGCGAGCACAGCCCUUGCUGAAGAAGGCUGCCCAGGGGAGCCCAGGCUCAGGGCUGAGCUGCAGCAAGGCUGCCAUCGCCAACAUUUCCAGCAUUGGUGGCUCCAUCACUUUUCCCUUUGGCUGGGAAAUGGUGCAUGCUACCUCRUACCGCUGCAGCAAGGCUGCUCUGAACAUGCUGACCAAGUGCCAGUCCCUGGGGUACCGGGAGCCCGGCAUCCUCUGUAUCGCUCUCCACCCUGGCUGGGUGCAGACUGACCUGGGCGCUGCUGCUGGGCAAACGCCCCCAUUGACUGUGGAUGAGAGCGUGCAAGGGAUGCUGAAGGUCCUUUCCUCUAUCUCCGAGAAGGACACCGGCACCUUCCUGGACUGGGAAGGGAAGGUCAUACCCUGGUGAGACACCACUUCAGGAUCCUGGUGGCGGGACCCUGUGCCACUGCUCCCCCUGCCCCACAUCCUCAAUAAACUCCUGCUGAGCGUCCCCA
Messenger RNA from Malurus melanocephalus (red-backed fairy wren), 1223 nucleotides. RefSeq lists its product as uncharacterized. Bases 605 to 1135 code for a protein of 176 amino acids. Lineage: Eukaryota; Metazoa; Chordata; Aves; Passeriformes; Maluridae. The record is from RefSeq and is a predicted model, not a curated record. The transcript is spliced from 4 exons.